Molecule: messenger RNA, 923 nt
Organism: Colletotrichum phormii
Lineage: Eukaryota; Fungi; Ascomycota; Sordariomycetes; Glomerellales; Glomerellaceae
Exons: 1
Coding region: 288-809 (173 amino acids)
Source: RefSeq, a predicted model, not a curated record
AUCAACGCACAUAGUACAUUGCGGACAGUAUAAUGUAAUAGUAGUACGAAGAAGAAUUUCAAAAGAAGAUUCACACAUCAACAACACUGCUCCCGUUUAUUCUUGCGCGCUCUCCAUGUAUCCCACAGUGAAGCUUGGCUUGGUGGAUCGGCAACGCAAGAUCAGACCACCUCUAGUUGUAGCAACGUUCGAUCGAUUAGUUGCAGGUGGUCAAGCUUCAAAUAGAUGGUGCGGCGCCGAGGGCACGGGGGAAUUAUUCCUCUCCUCCGCCUUUGCAUCAAGAUGAGAUGGGGAAAACGACAAUCUGUAUCCCCAAGCAGCCUGCCCCCGUGCCCUUUCCCCCCUGGGCCCCCAAAGCACCAUGCCUGCCAUCUCAUCACAUAUGCAUCUCUCCCCGCAAUGGGGAUGAAGCCGAACGAAAGCAUGAGAUGAGAUGCGUGUCGUUUUGGGGCUUGGACCGUCGACGGUUCGGCUCUCACCGACUCGCCACCUGCCAUGCGAUGCGAUCUAUUCGGGCAAUGAUAUCCCCCAAUAUCACGGCCCUGAAAUUUCAAAGGGUUGAUAUCCGUAGCCUAGUGGUUCAACCACGGCGCGCGCCUUUGUCUCAUCGCAAAUCCAAUCGCUUCCGCCGAGUGCGGAAGCUGAAAGUGUGUGUAGGUACUCCGUAUAGUGGUAGGUAUACUACCGGCCGGCACCGCAUAUGCGUGUGUGACAACCCAAUGGGAGGGAUAAGCCUAAAUGAGGGUCGGGCUCACUGCCUUUCUGGCGAAACCCCAGGGCACUGCCAGGCACCCAGGAAAGCGCCAUGAUUUUGAUAGAAGGAGGGGGUUCCUUUGGGGACCUUUGGGGAAAGGGGAAAGAGGCUGCGUCGAUCUCUAAGAAAAGGGGGAGGGGGUUGUGCGAGUGUUCAUGUGAAAACAUGG